Molecule: messenger RNA, 3123 nt
Organism: Marchantia polymorpha subsp. ruderalis
Lineage: Eukaryota; Viridiplantae; Streptophyta; Marchantiopsida; Marchantiales; Marchantiaceae
Source: the annotation of a GenBank genome assembly
AUGGCACCGGGUCAUUUGAUUGUUCUUCUAGCAUUUUUUCUCGUAUGCUCCUCUGCCACGGUUUGCAUGGGAGAGAAGUGGCCGUCACAAGCCUCUAGUUCUCUCUCGCAUCAGACAACAUCUGCCGAGUCUGAGAGAACUUUCAUCCAAUCUAGCCGUAAAGGCCAGCUUCUUUACGAUGAGCUUCUUCGUGCGGUAGAGUUCAAGGAAAGGGACCUAGAUCAUCACGACCAUCGAGGAUUACAAUUGCAUGCGUCAAAGAUUCAUCACAGUGGAGAGGGGCUUUUUCAUGAACAUGAAACCGACCCCACGCCUCAUCGGUUUUCACGAGCAGUUUCGUUGCUCGAAGUUAGCUUUGGGGAAGCUGAUGCCCUUCUCGCAUUCAAGGACGGGCUCGGGAACUAUUUGGAGGGUGCCUUGGAUGUUUGGACUCCCGACAAGCGAUCAGAGUACUGCUCGUGGACCAGAGUCACUUGCAAUCGUCAGCUGCAUGUUACUGCUCUCCACUUGUCUUCGCUGGAUUUGAUUGGCUCGUUGGGCUCUUCAUUGUGCAAUCUUACGUACCUGGAAGAGCUCCAUCUGGACCGAAACUUUCUGCAAAGCGAGAUUCCUCCGGAGUUAGGACGGCUCUCGAGGUUACGAAUCCUAAACCUGCAAGAAAAUCAGCUCUACGGAAGCAUUCCUAAAGAACUGGGAAAUCUGACAAGCCUGCAAGUACUUAACCUUGCCUCGCAGGGAUCGUGGUUCAAUGGAACGAUUCCAGAAGAGCUCGGGCAGCUCUCGCAAUUACGGUUUCUAAAUCUCGGAGUUGUGAAUAACACGUGGGAGAAAUACUAUUACUUUACCGGUACAAAUGAACUCAGAGGAACCAUUCCCAGGUCCCUAGGAAACUGCACAAAGUUGUGGUACUUGGAUUUCUACGGCAACAGCCAUCUUACAGGUGUGAUCCCAGAGGAGCUUGGAAAGCUUAUACACCUGAAGUUUCUCAGUUUUAUGGGAAAUAAUUUCACAGGAGCUGUACCACAUCAAUUGAGGAAUUUGACCAUGUGCGAACACCUGGGAUUUCGAAAGAACUCACUGCAAGGGCAUCUACCCGUGGGAUUUGCAAAUCUGUCUCGGCUUGUCAGCCUCGAUGUGGGGAACAACUUUUUCACCGGAAACCUGGUCCAAGUCAGUUCCACGUCAUGGUCUGAAUUAUCAGUGCUCUUUGCAGAUGACAAUGCAUUUACUGGAAAAUUUCCUGAGCUCCUCCUCUCUUGUCGCAACUUGGUGACGUUGGAUCUCAGCUCCAACAACUUCAGUGGUAAUCUGCCUGCGGACCUUGGGAGGCUGUCAAGUGCGAAGUCCAUCAUCAUCAAUGACAAUAUGUUUGGAGGAGAGCUCCCUGAAUCUUUAACGAACAUCAGCUUGCUCACCUCUCUUGACCUCUCCGGCAACAAGUUCACUGGUCCUUUGGAUGCGCUGGGGAAUUCAACACUCCUGAAAAUUCUGAGUCUGAGGAGCUCGGGUUUCGUCAAGAAUAGAUUCACAGGACGUCUGACGGAUGCGAUCGUGAGGUCGUGGCUGAAAAUGAGAUUUCUGGACCUCAGCUACAAUGCUAUGAGCGGAAAGAUCCCUGGAGCCUUAGGUAAUCUGACCCAACUCACAGGUUUGUUCUUAAGCGGAAACAAGUUCAAUGGAGUCAUUCCUAAAGAGUUUGGAGACCAGCAAAAGUUGAUAUAUUUGGCUUUGUCGUACAAUGAACUCACAGGAAAGAUUCCCGCUAGCUUGGCAAACCUUCAGGAUGUCAUAGAGAUGGAUCUAGGAAACAACAAGCUAACAGGCUCCAUACCCCGCCAGUUGGGCAACCUCACCAACAUAUGGUUAUUGGCACUGUCUAGUAACCAUCUGACCGGUGAGAUACCACCAGAUCUGGGGAAGCUACAGAACUUGAAAGUACUUUACCUUCGAAACAAUAAUCUCACCGGCAGCAUUCCAGUUACCCUAAACAAUUGCAGUUACUUGGUGAGGAUGAGACUGAGUUACAAUUCUCUGACAGGGCAACUGACACACAUAAAUUUUGCAGAAUUGGAAUAUCUGACCAUAUUUUCUGUCCGUGGGAACCAACUCAGUGGACUAUUUCCUGUCACGUUAUGGAAUUGUUCUGAUCUAUACUGGUUGGAUUUGAGUAAGAACCACUUGUCGGGGAUGCUGCCAAAGUUCGAUGUCCUGAAUACACAGUGGUAUGAGCCGCCAUCACAAGGGUUAUUCUUGAGUGGGUUGAAAGUGUUGAGUUUGGCAUUCAACUACUUCAGCGGCUCCAUACCUUCUUCGAUUUGGAGUCUACCCGCACUGCAAGUGCUUGACCUCUCUUCCAAUGCGCUCACCGGUGUAUUGCCUCAGGACCUCUCAGGAUUGGAAACCUACAAGCUUCCCUUGAAGAGUAAACUGGAGUCAGCAAACAACUUUCUAGAUUUGCGCUCCAUGGAAGAGAUAUCACUCAGAAGAGGAGAAAGUACUUUGGGGUACACAUACGUACUAAGAGCACUCGCGUUGUUGGAUCUUUCUGAUAAUCAACUUACUGGAGAACUCCCCAUGGAGUUGGGCACAUUGCACGGUCUUACGUACUUGUUCAUGGCCGACAACAAUUUCAACGGAUCUAUCCCCGCUGAGCUGGGAGAAAUUGUUGAUCUAACAGAGCUGGAUUUAUCGGAAAACGAGCUAUCAGGUCCUAUCCCAGUGUCAUUGAGUAAACUGCGUUUGGGUUACCUCAAUUUGUCGCUCAAUCAACUCUGUGGUCCCAUUCCUGUUGCAGAUUCUUUCGACACGCGCUUUUCUGGAUCUUUUUUGCCUGGAAACCCCAAACUUUGUGGAGAUACCAUAAACAAGCCCUGUGAAUCUUCUGCUUUUAGUUGCGGAAGUGAUCUUGAUCCUCAUCUUGUUACUAAACCGGCAGACUCGUGGAGUUUGUACUUUCAUGGUGUGUCCAUGACAGCCUUCGCAAUAGGAGCUUCAGUUGGAUUCGCGACUGUCAUCGGUAUGAUCACUUUGAUCCCAUCUUUGAGAAACAGGUUUUUAUUUGCAGAACAUCCAAAGAUGGAGCGUACUCAGUUUGACUACGGUCUCUUUGUCCGUCCUUCUUAG